This is a messenger RNA of Marasmius oreades (fairy-ring Marasmius), 444 nucleotides long. RefSeq lists its product as uncharacterized. Lineage: Eukaryota; Fungi; Basidiomycota; Agaricomycetes; Agaricales; Marasmiaceae. The record is from RefSeq and is a predicted model, not a curated record. Bases 1 to 444 code for a protein of 147 amino acids. The transcript has 2 exons.
AUGAGUGGCGCAGUACUAGGUAUGUGCUGCUCGUUGAUACCCGUGAAUGAUAUCAACCUACCUGGAGAGCCAUAUACAUCGUCUGAAUACGAUGACAUCUUCCCCAUUUCUUAUUUUGCCCCGAGCACAACUAUCAAUCAAGUAUAUCGUCAUUUCCUCAAGCAGACGCGUAAACUGGAGUCGUGGCAGAUUGAUUAUAGGCACGGUAACGUGGGUAAUUUAGAAGCUUUCAAGCGAAAGUUUUCUGCUUCCUAUGAACCGGAUUAUUACGAGGAGUUCGGCACUUUCGCACGUCCUUCUAUCGGUAACGGAAACAGUUUCUCAGCAUCCAAGCUCUUCAGCGGGGGCACCCGUUGGCGCUGGCGCUGUUUGAACAAAACUUCAAUUUCUCGAUUUCACAAAACGAUGCAGUUACCACCCGUAGGAUUCCGCAGGAAAUGUUGA